AUGUCAACCAACUUCUCCGAAAUACCCAUCUUGGACCUUAGUUUGGCAGACGAUCCAUCCACGAAGCAACAGCUUCUGAAAGAGCUUCGACAUAUUCUCCUAAAUAUUGGUUUUCUAUACGUGAAGAAUCAUGGAGUAUCUACAGAUGUUAUUGAUGCACUCGUGAAAGUUCUUCCAAACUUGUUCGAUAUUCCCAAGAGAGAAAAGGACUCGAUAGCCCUGGAGAAAUCACCACAUUUUCUGGGAUACAGUGGGAUGGGAGCCGAAAAAACUGCUCAGGUAUCAGAUCAGCGAGAACAGUUUGAGUUUGCGACGGAGUUGGAGUCAUCAUGGGUGGAAGGAGAUCCAUUAUACAAAAGACUCCUUGGGCCAAAUCAGUGGCCCCCAUCACUUCCCUUGAUUUGCCCUGUGAUUGAAAAAUAUAUCCAAUCACUCCUCGAACUUUCCACAAGAUUUCUUACACUUGUUGCGGAAGCACUGAAUAUUUCUUCAUCAUCUCUCCACACAUUUCUUUCACCCCAGCACCGACUGAAGGUCGUUCAUUAUAGCCCUAUCAUCUCACCUGGUGACAAUCAAGGUGUAGGUCCGCAUAAAGAUUCAUCAGGAUGGUGGACAUUCCUCCUCCAAGCUUCUCCACCUCAUAUCCGUGGUCUCCAAGCCAUGAAUCGCUCAGGCGCAUGGAUUGACGUUCCAAAUAUCCCCGGCACAUUUGUCGUCAACAUCGGCCAGGCGUUUGAAGUCGCUACAAAUGGAGUUUGUCCAGCUACGAUACAUAGGGUGUUAUCUAGUGAAUAUGAUAGAUAUAGCAUACCUUUUUUCCAAGGGGUGCGUGGUGAUGCUACCAAAAAGGAUUUCGAGGCUUUAUGGCCGCAAUUAAAGAGACAAGGAAGGAAAGAAUCCAAAGAAGGCCAGAGUAUUGACUCUCCAUUCUUAAGUGGAAAGUAUGACACUUGGGGCGAAUCUCAAUUGAGAACGAAGGUUCGGAGUCACCGAGAUGCGGGAAAGAAGUUCUAUGGCCCUGUUUACGAAAAAUACAUUAAUGACUCUCCUGCACUGGAUAACACAGAUACUGCUACACAACUUAUAGGUUAUCUCAACAACCCUUCUCAAAAUGGUCGUCUGACCAUUGGUGCUUGGCCUGCCAACACGAGAUACACUGCUUUACGAAAACAAGUCCACUUCGGCAUUGCUUACUUGGCUCCCUCCGAUCUUACGAAGCCUACUGAUCCAUUGAGUAUUGAUCUAGGUGAGGUCACUGCUGCUCUUGAGUUGCUUGGCUCCUCCUGUGUAUAG
Molecule: messenger RNA, 1293 nt
Organism: Sclerotinia borealis F-4128
Lineage: Eukaryota; Fungi; Ascomycota; Leotiomycetes; Helotiales; Sclerotiniaceae
Source: the annotation of a GenBank genome assembly